Rhipicephalus sanguineus (brown dog tick) is the source of this 985-nucleotide messenger RNA. RefSeq lists its product as uncharacterized. Gene Ontology annotation, cellular component: endoplasmic reticulum membrane. The record is from RefSeq and is a predicted model, not a curated record. The transcript is spliced from 2 exons. The annotation marks the transcript as partial. Gene Ontology annotation, molecular function: 7-dehydrocholesterol reductase activity. Gene Ontology annotation, biological process: brassinosteroid biosynthetic process; cholesterol biosynthetic process. NCBI's taxonomy places the organism in Eukaryota, Metazoa, Arthropoda, Arachnida, Ixodida, Ixodidae.
UGGUGUUUUGACGCGCGUAGUGCUGCUUAUUACAACUUUCUGGCAUUGCUUAGAACAACUGCUAGGGGAUCGCGAAAUUUCCGUUGCAUUAGGGCUCUGUAAUAUUUGUAAAGAAAUAUGGCACAGGAUACAAGAAAAGUUAAGACUGGAAAGCAGCAGCUGUCAUCGGGGGUGCAAGGAGAUGAACGCCUUCGUUUUCUCACGCAUACGCUGCUUCCUUUGACUAUCAUGCUGCUUGUGCCAAACGUCGUGGUGUGCCUCAUCUCCUUCGUGGUCUCUCACAGCUCAUCCUCGGCAAAGGCCCUCGAGCUUGGGUUCACAAAUUUCUGGAUCGAAUCCUGGACGGUUCAAACAUUUCUAACUCUGGAAACGUGGGCCUUUAUUGGCGCGUACACAGCUUACAGCGGCCUCUCACUAUUACUGAUUCCCGGUAGUACUUAUUACGGCCCACCAACGUCGACGGGGCACAGGCCUGUGUAUCGGAAGAGCGGCUUCACCUAUUACGUCAUCACUAUGAGCAUAGCGGCUUUCAUUCUCUUAGUCAUCAACGUUCCUUGUCAGACCGUGUACAGGAGGAUGCCCGGAUUUGCUGUCGCUCUAGUACUGUUCGCCUCCAUAAUUUCGCUGCUUCUGUACGUAAAGGGACGAACGUGUCCUUCGCCAGGAGAGCACGGACCAACAGGAAGCGUAGUGUUCGACUUCUACUGGGGUCUAGAGCUGUACCCUCGCAUCGCGGAGCGUCUGGACGUUAAACAGUGGACGAACUGCCGCUUCGGAAUGAUGAUGUGGCAGCUGCUGGUGUUGGUCGGAUGGAAGGCUCAAGUCGAGGCGACCGGCUGGAAUUGGUGUGUGGCGUCUACGUCUAUGUUGCAAACGGUGUACAUCGCCAAGUUUUUCUGGUGGGAAGACGGCUACAUGCAGACCAUUGACAUCACUGUAGACAGAGCAGGUAGGCAAGCUAUCUUUUUUAGUGCUGCUGCAAAGU